Fusarium venenatum is the source of this 4215-nucleotide messenger RNA. RefSeq names its product ABC-2 type transporter-domain-containing protein. Gene Ontology annotation, biological process: transmembrane transport. The record is from RefSeq and is a predicted model, not a curated record. Gene Ontology annotation, molecular function: ATP hydrolysis activity; ATP binding; ABC-type transporter activity. Lineage: Eukaryota; Fungi; Ascomycota; Sordariomycetes; Hypocreales; Nectriaceae. Gene Ontology annotation, cellular component: membrane.
AUGAGCAUCAAUUCAUCCUCCACCGAGCAACCUCCACCAGAGCUCCUCGACAAACCCCAACUCGAAAAAGCCAUCACAACAUCACAAUGGCACCUCACCCCCGAACUCCAAGCGAUGCGCGACCGCGACGAAGAAAUCGGUCAAAAGCCCCGCAAACUAGGCGUUACCUGGCAAAAUCUUACCGUCAAAGGCAUUGGCAGCGAGGCAGCGUUCAAUGAAAACGUACUCUCCCAAUUCAACCCUUUUCAAUCUGGUGCAAAAGACGCUCCCAUGAAGACCAUUAUUGAUGGUUCCCACGGUUGUGUCAAGCCCGGCGAAAUGUUGCUUGUUCUUGGACGGCCUGGGAGUGGAUGCACUACACUCUUGAGCGUUCUCGCAAAUAAUCGCCGGGGGUAUGAAGAAGUCGCCGGCGAUGUUCAUUACGGUAACAUGUCUCAUGAAGAAGCCAAGGCUUAUCAAGGACAAAUCGUCAUGAAUACCGAAGAAGAGAUCUUCUUCCCAAGUUUGACAGUGGAAGCAACAGUCGAUUUCGCCUCGCGAAUGAAAGUCCCCUUCCAUUUACCCCCCGGUAUCAAGACCCAAGAAGAAUACGCUCAAUUCUACAAAGACUUUCUCCUACGAUCCGUCAACAUCUCCCACACAGCGCACACCAAAGUCGGCGACGCCUUUAUCCGCGGUGUCUCUGGCGGCGAACGCAAACGUGUGUCUAUUGUCGAGUGUCUUACCACACGAGCCAGUGUGUUUUGCUGGGAUAACUCCACUCGUGGUCUUGACGCCAGCACUGCACUAGAAUGGGUCAGAGCUAUUCGAGCUAUGACUGACAUUCUUGGUCUUACGACGAUUGUCACGCUGUACCAGGCUGGAAACGGCAUCUAUGAGCAUUUCGAUAAGGUCCUUGUCCUAGAUGAAGGGAAGCAGAUCUUUUAUGGCCCUCAGCGAGAAGCUGUUCCAUUCAUGGAAGAUCUUGGGUUUCUCAGAGCAUCUGGGUCGAACAAGGGAGACUUUCUCACGGGCGUCACUGUGCCGACGGAGAGGCGUGUUGCGACAGGGUAUGAGAAUACCUUCCCUCGUGAUGCAGACGGUGUUCGCGCUGCUUAUGAUCGGUCGGUCAUUAAAUCGAGGAUGAUUGAGGAGUGUCAGGCAUACCCGAUCAGUACCGAAGCAUCUCAAAACGCCACCAUAUUCAAAGAAAUGGUAGCCCGCGAGAAGCACAAGUUUGUACCCGCCAACUCCCUUACCACUGCCAACUUGUUCAUGCAAGUCCAAGCAGCUGUUACGAGACAGUAUCAAAUCAUGUGGGGUGACAAGUCAACACUUUUCAUGAAGCAAGGCGCGACUCUGAUCCAGGCCUUCCUCGGUGGAUCCCUGUUCUACUCUGCGCCGGAUAACUCAGCCGGUCUUUUCCUCAAAGGCGGUGCUUUGUUCUUUUCCAUCCUGUACAAUGCCCUGUUGGCCUUGUCAGAAGUCACGGAUUCCUUCACUGGAAGACCUAUCCUUGCGAAACAUCGAUCUUUUGCACUCUAUAAUCCCGCCGCUGUUUGUAUCGCGCAAGUCAUCGCCGAUUUACCCAUUUUGGCUUUCCAGGUCAUUCAGUUCGGUCUUGUCCUUUACUUCCUCGUUGGUCUGAAGGCUACUGCCGGUGCAUUCUUCACAUAUCUUGCCAUCAACUACAUCACUGCUUUGACCAUGACAGCCUUUUUCCGCUUCAUCGGCGCUGCGUUCCCCACCUUUGACGCUGCUACAAAAGUCUCUGGUCUCUCUAUCGUUGGGUUGUUUGUAUACAUGGGAUACAUGAUCAUCAAGACUGAGAUGCAUCCCUGGCUGUCUUGGAUCUUCUGGAUCAACCCAAUGGCUUACGGUUUUGAAGCUCUUCUUGGCAACGAGUUCCAUGAUCAAGAAAUUCCUUGUGUUGGUCCCUAUCUCAUCCCCAACGGCCCUGGUUAUGUCGGAGGCACUGGAGGUCAGGCAUGCUCUGGUGUAGGAGGUGCCGAACCCGGUGCAGCAUUUACUACCGGCGAUGCUUACCUUUCACACAUGUCCUUCGAUCACAGCCACAUCUGGCGUAACUUUGGCAUCAACUGCGCGUGGUGGAUUCUCUUCGUUGGCCUCACUAUCUUCUUCACCUCGCGAUGGAAGCAAGUCGGCGAAGGUAGUCGAAACCUCCUCAUUCCUCGAGAACAACAGCACAAGUCCAAGCAUCUUCUUCCAUCCAAGGAUAGCGAAACUCCAAAUGAGAAGACGCGCGCUGAGAAUGGAUCUGGAGCUUCUGAUGGCGAAGUUGACACAAACCUCAUGCGCAACAAGAGCAUCUUUACUUGGAAGAACUUGACAUACACUGUCAAAACCUCAGACGGCGACCGUGUCCUCCUUGAUAAUGUGCAAGGCUAUGUCAAACCUGGUAUGCUUGGCGCUUUGAUGGGAUCUUCAGGUGCAGGCAAAACAACACUCCUCGACGUCCUCGCACAACGAAAAACAGAAGGAUCAAUCCACGGAUCAGUCUUAGUCGACGGUCGACCUAUUCCUGUGUCCUUUCAACGAUCAGCUGGCUAUGUCGAACAACUGGAUAUCCACGAGCCUCUGGCAACCGUUCGCGAAGCCCUCGAAUUUUCUGCUCUAUUACGCCAGUCUCGCGAUAUACCAACUGAAGAAAAGCUGCGUUAUGUUGAUACUAUUGUCGAUCUUUUGGAGCUGAACGAUCUCGAACACACGCUUGUCGGUCGACCUGGAAACGGCUUGUCAAUCGAACAACGCAAACGUCUCACCAUCGCUGUUGAAUUGGUAGCCAAGCCUAGCAUUCUCAUCUUUCUCGAUGAACCGACAAGUGGCCUCGACGGUCAAGCCGCCUUCAAUACGGUACGUUUCCUUCGCAAGCUAUCUGCAGCUGGACAGGCUGUUCUGGUGACAAUUCAUCAGCCAUCAGCACAGUUGUUUGCUCAAUUCGAUACUCUGUUACUCCUGGCAAAAGGCGGAAAAACUGUGUACUUUGGUGACAUUGGUGACAAUGCUGCGACUGUGAAGCAGUACUUUGGUCGUUACGGAGCACCUUGCCCAUCUGAAGCCAAUCCCGCCGAGCACAUGAUCGAUGUCGUAUCGGGUGGAGAUGGACCGUAUAAGGAUACAGAUUGGAACCAAGUUUGGCUGAAAUCACCGGAACACGACCAGCUCACGAAAGACUUGGACCACAUGAUCGAAGUAGCUGCAUCCGAACCAUCACAUCUCAAGGACGACGGCAACGAAUUCGCAGCUCCAAUGUGGACCCAAGUCAAGCUUGUAACGCACCGAAUGAACAUCUCUCUCUUCCGAAACACCGAGUACAUCGACAACAAAGUCGCCAUGCAUAUCCUCCUUCCACUCCUCAAUGGGUUUACAUUUUGGCAGAUUGGUGACAGUCUUACGGAUCUCCAGCAGAACUUGUUUACAGUGUUCAACUUCAUCUUUAUUGCCCCGGGUAUCAUUUCGCAAUUGCAACCUUUGUUUAUUGAUCGAAGGGACAUCUAUGAGGCGAGGGAGAAGAAGAGCAAGAUGUAUCAUUGGGCACCGUUUGUUACUGGUCUGAUUGUAUCAGAGCUUCCGUACUUGCUUGUUUGUGCGGUGUUGUAUUUUGUUUGUUGGUACUUCACUGCUGGACUUCCUACUGGUGCUAGUCACGCAGGCAGUGUAUUCUUUGUCGUGGUCAUGUACGAAGGCUUGUAUACUGGCAUCGGUCAGAUGAUUGCUGCGUAUACCCCCAAUGCCGUCUUUGCGUCGCUCGUUAAUCCUCUGGUGAUCACCACUCUUGUCUCAUUCUGCGGCGUCAUGGUACCUUACAGUCAGAUUGUACCAUUCUGGCGAUACUGGAUGUACUUUAUCGAUCCCUUCAAUUACCUCAUGAGUUCACUCCUCGUGUUCACAACCUGGGACAAACCUGUCCACUGCAAGCCCGAAGAGCUCGCCGUCUUCGACCCUCCUUCCAACAUGACCUGCUCCGAGUACCUCUUCGACUACCAGAGUGGUAUGGGUAUGGCUACCAACCUUCUCAACCCAGAUGCCUCUUCAUCUUGCCAAGUGUGUCAAUACACGUCGGGGGCGGAUUAUCUUCGAUCGCUAAACCUCAAGGAAGAAUACUAUGGAUGGAGGAAUGCAGGAAUUGUUGUUGUGUUUGUUAUUGGUAUUUAUGGGCUCGUCUAUUUCAUGAUGAAGCUCAGGACCAAGGCUACUAAGAAGGCGGAGUCUUAG